This is a messenger RNA of Didymodactylos carnosus, 297 nucleotides long. Lineage: Eukaryota; Metazoa; Rotifera; Eurotatoria; Philodinida; Philodinidae. The record is from the annotation of a GenBank genome assembly.
AUGGGAUGUGGCAAAACACCCUUAUUCAAGGAGAUUGUACGUUCUAUUGAAAAUGCCGAAGAACGCUUUCCACAAUUGUAUCGGAAAAAAGAAGAUAAUGGUGCAGAUUUCGAAUCGGGUGGAAUCAUUUCAAAUGUAACAGGUUUGGGAUUAAGAAAAUUAUUGACUUCAUCCAAUAAAAACUUAUUUAUACAUGUUGAAUUUGAUGUUUUGUUCAAUAAAUAUGGUAUAUUUUAUGCAAGUGAUCAAAAAUGUGAUGAAGAACGAGUACUAUUACUCAAUGCAUUUGAUGGAUAA